CAGGUUCUCGUUCCCGCGCAAGUUCAAGCACAGGAUUGAUGAUGGCGAAGAAGCGGAAACGCGCGAAUGCGACGGGUGUCAUCGCUGCAUGGGAGACCUUCUGGGACGCCAUGGAAGACGUGGCAGCGGAAGCGCCUGACACGGAUCACCGCAUCUCUAUCUUCAAGGCAGAGACGCGAGAGGACGACUUUAUCGCCGUGGAACGCGCGCUAAGUCUGCAGCCGCCGGACGCCACCCUCCGCGAUUUGGAGAUGUUGCUUGCCGACCCGUUGGAGCUUCAAAGCAUGCUCACGUCGUUCUCGGAGAAAGAUAGCUUCAUGCGUAUCUUGCUACGCCACGAAAGCAUCCAAACGCCGUUGCUGAAUCUCUUGUUGGAGCACUUGAGUGAGUUUGCCCAAAAGGCGGUCGACGAAACGGGCACCAUCGUAGGGGGGUUGAUGCCUUCUUCUGGCAUAUGCAGUCUCAUCCUGCGCCACAUUCGGUGGAUGGAGUGCGUGUACGAGCCGUCUGCGUUGACCGAGCACCUGUUGACGACAUUGAACACGUACCCCAUGUUCCUUCAGAAAGACAUCCUGCACAUCCUCCCCGAGCUCGUGGCCGACAACGACUUUCAACUGGCAGUCGACACGUUGCUCGAAACGAUCAGCAGCGAGAACGAGCUGGUCGUACCUGCGAUUGAAGCGCUGUCGAACUUUAACAUGCCCGUGGAUAUCUCGGACGACGUCACGCGGUGCAUCCUCGGUCGGUUGACGUCGUCGAGUCUGCAAGACAUGCCUGGCCUCGUGCGGUUCCUCGUCCAGACCGCUACUGACGCCAACGCCGUCGAGACACUCGACGCCAUCCGCGACAAGGUUAGCGAGUGCAUCCUCCAGACCGCCGCCGCGUCCAACGACGAAGCGUUCCUGCUCCAGCAAUUCGUGCACGGCUUGGGGUUUCGCAGCGAUCUGCUCGCAUGCUUCUUUAAGCUCGUGGCCACUUCAACUGCAGCCUCUCUUCUGGACGUGUGGACGCUGGUGGGGCUACAUUCGUCCCAGUCUGGCCCGGGAAAGGUCAAGGCCGCCGCAGUUUUCGUCAAGAACGCCGCGAAUGGGGUGUUCACCAAGGAAGUGCUGCAUGGGGCCCUGGCGGCGCAUCUGGGAGGUCUGACGCCGUACUUGAACUCGGUGGUACAUCUCGCGGGCGCGGCACUCCAAGCGCCAGACGCGGUUGCCAUGGGCCAGUUUAUGUUGACGAUUGUAUUCAACCAACUCGCCACUGCACGGGAUGAUCACGUGUACGAGUACCAGAUACAAAUUGUGUCGGACUUGGUGGAUUUUGCCAUGUCUAGCGGGGGUGAGUCGACGGUGGAUGGCGCGCUGGACACGUUGCUGGCAUUAUCUAGCCACGAGCAGCAUAGUUUGGACAAGUUCUUGUCGUUGCUCAAGCACUUGCUUGAUUGCAUCGAACGUUUCAGCGUAGAUCAGUGCCGCCGCGUGUAUCAGCUGCUGUUUGGCGUGGGUGGGAGCACCGACCCCGACUUGUGCAUCACAGUACGCAAGCAGCUGUACCACCAAGACAAUCUGUACCGAACCCGCGGGAUGCUCGGGUACAUUUGCUGCCUCGAAGCCGACCUGUACGACGAGAACAAUAUCAUCAACAAUAUGGACGGAUUGGAUGAAAGCGAAGGUGGUAAUCCCGACCAGCUUGAAAAGAGAAUGCGCGACCGACUCGAUAUACUGCGAGACGCGUGUCGGAAGCAAGCCAACGCCCUGUCGUUCAUGUAUGCUGAACUGAACCACUUGGUGCAUCGGAUGGGAAGACGAGGGCAUCGUACCAGUCAAAUGCUGGCGAUUUUGGAUGAAAAGUACUCGGAUGUGCUCAUGCAAGAGUUCUUGCCCGGGUUUGACGCCCGAGGCCAUCAACAAGGCGCGUACAAACGACCUGUGUUUAACGACACGUUCCGAUGCGACCAGUGGGCCAUCACGCGCUUGAACUCCCCAGUGUACCUCGACUUGAUGACGUUGGUCGCAUGCCAAGACACGAUGGAGAGGCCGUUGUACCUGUCAAGCUUGCUAAACCUGGUCGUGUCGUGUUAUAAGCGCUCCGAUACGCUUGAAAACAUUGGGACAGUGCUCAUCUGUCCGAUAUUACUCAUGGAGAAAAGCGCGAUUCCAGAGCUGGGGGACAUGCCCACAGACGCACAAGAUGGCGUGUUUCUAGCGUUAUGGCACGCUGUGAAUUGGUGUCGGGACCUAAUAAACUGCUUUAGCUCGGACGCAGCGUUGGCUAGCAAGGUGCUAACGCGUCUCGAGAACGCCGUCGAGUUUGAAUCCAUCUUGUACGACGCGAUUGCCAACUGUCCCACCAGUGUAUGGCUACCUCCAGGCUCCGACAUGUCGACCAAUCAACUCAAAAAACCAUCGUUCAAACCACCACAACUCAAUAAUAAAAAAGUCAAAGCCGCCGUGGCGCCCAUCGGUCCCCGCCUCCACGCGAUUCGCGCCUCGUUUACCCGUGUACAUCCUCAGGUGAUUGGUAUUUUACCCACAAGCAAAGACAGCAUCGACCCCCCAUCGCUGCUGUUUCUGGUCGACCAGUUUCUGUCUAUGCUGCGGACGUCGCUAGCCAAGAGCUGCACAAUCACCCCCGCCACCCAAUUGAAAGCCCCCAGAUCGAAGCUCGUGCACUCGGGCGUAUACGCACCUGGCUUUGCCGUGUUUGACGAGCACCUCAAGUUCCACCUCCUAAAUGUGGCCAAUAACGUGCGGUGGGUGCUCCACGCGCCCCAACUGCCACGUCACUCGACGCUCUACGAACUCGUGACCAAGUACUUUGAAUGUAUCGUCGUGAUAGCCAAAGCCCAGAGUUUGUUUGAGCAGCAGAAACAAACGCUGAUGCAACUUGUGGCCCUCCAGCAGCUCAUUUUACCCGUGGAACAGCACCACGUACCAAUGGAAGACGUCCGCCAAUCUGCGACGGCCCUCUCGGCCAUGUCGGAUGCGUUGGUUCACAUGCAGUCGACAUUGACUUGCUUGGACAUAACCUUGGCGGGGCACGUUUUGACGGCGUUGGUGGCGCUGGAGCGAUUGAAAAUCCGGUGGAAUGACUUGCAUGUGAAAGCUCUGCUGUUUUCCGCACCUCGAGACCCGGCACCACCCGUGGCGGCGCUGGCACUGUCGUACCUCCGCCGCGACUGGGCACAUGAUCAGCCAUCGACCGACCCGUCGAAAUUGAAAUCGGCCGAUUUGGCCACGUUUCUGGACGCAUACUUUGAGUUUUCACCGCAUCCGCUCGACAGCGUCCAAGACGUGGCGUGCUGUGGUGUUGUCAACCUCCUUGAAACGUUUAGCUCUACAACUGCCAACGAAUUCUACCCCACCCUCACCAAGAAAACAAUUGGUGUGUACGUGCGUGCUUGCUUUGAGACGGUCGUGCGCGGGACUGCGCGCCUGGACGUAGCCCCACAAGGCGGGAAUAACCCUGUUCAUGUACUGCACUAUUUGCACCAAGCUGCGCUCUUGUUUAAGCUGCUCGUGGGGCUCACUCGCUCGUUUCAAACCGGCAUGGUCGUGGCAUCGGUGCUUAAACACAGCAGCGGGUUCCUCCACAACGUGCUGCGAGCCAUGCCGUUCUUUGAGUCGCACUUUGUGGGCCAUUCCAAGCGCAUUUUGGGCAUUCUCAAACAUGUCCAAGGCGGCACCCGCCGCCUGCAGAUGCUCUGUGCACAUGGCAAGUCGAUCCAGGACGCGUCGGCGGCCGCGCACGUGCCCAAGCUGAAGAAGCUGCUCGAGCGCCUCAUCUACGAAACUGGAAAACUCGCGCGGGAACACAACUUGAUGGACGCGUUUUCUACCGGCAUUUUGAAGCAGCGCAACUUGGAUGGGUCGGCCGCGCCACCCGAGGCGGCGAGUUCCGACGAGUCUGUCAGCACCGAACAAGAUGAAGAAGACUAACAUACAUUUGCGCGAUGCGUGAAGUCACUGUGGCGCCCAAUGUCGCCAAGUUUAGUACGGCAAUAUAGUAGUUACCUAUAUACUAGUACUGUAUACUAGUGGAUUCGGUACAAAUUUCCAGACUCUCACUGGUCGAACCACGAAUCGACGCUAUUAAUAGUAUUGGCUAAUCCAAGUUUGAGUGGAUCUGAUUGGCUC
Molecule: messenger RNA, 4130 nt
Organism: Aphanomyces astaci
Lineage: Eukaryota; Oomycota; Saprolegniomycetes; Saprolegniales; Verrucalvaceae
Exons: 8
Coding region: 39-3932 (1297 amino acids)
Biological process (GO): homologous chromosome pairing at meiosis; double-strand break repair involved in meiotic recombination; interstrand cross-link repair
Cellular component (GO): nucleus; condensed chromosome
Molecular function (GO): DNA polymerase binding
Source: RefSeq, a predicted model, not a curated record